Molecule: messenger RNA, 1525 nt
Organism: Pantherophis guttatus
Lineage: Eukaryota; Metazoa; Chordata; Lepidosauria; Squamata; Colubridae
Product: hyaluronidase Eo Hy-1
Biological process (GO): carbohydrate metabolic process; hyaluronan catabolic process
Cellular component (GO): cytoplasmic vesicle
Molecular function (GO): hyalurononglucosaminidase activity
Source: RefSeq, a predicted model, not a curated record
AAACAGAAGUGACUUCAUACAAGAUGUUUAAGAAAGUUGUGUCUUCUUUUCACACUGUGACUUACAAAGUGUUAUACAUGAGAAUAUAAUGAUAAAUUGCAGAAUUAAUCUAAUCUGAUGUUGCAGCAUAUCUUUGAACUAAAAGUAUCAGAAAAACUGCGUAUUAUGUGUCAUCUAUGGAUUAAAUGCCUGGCAACUUGGAUAUUACUGAAGAGAUUUAAUGGAGUUCAUGUUAUGCAGACCAAAGCUCCAAUGUAUCCUAACGAACCUUUCCUUGUGUUCUGGAAUGCACCUACUACCCAAUGUCAGCUGCGUUAUAAAGUGGAUUUAGAUCUCAAGACUUAUCACAUUGUACCAAAUGCCAAUGAGACUUUAAGUGGGUCUGCUGUGACAAUAUUUUAUCCUACCCAGUUGGGGGUCUAUCCCCAUAUUGAUGACCAUGGGCAUUUCCUCCAUGGGAUUAUACCGCAAAAUGAAAGCCUCACCAAACAUCUCAGAAAAACAAAAUUGGAUAUCGACCGAAUGAUCCCACUGAAGAAAUUUCAUGGACUUGGAGUCAUUGACUGGGAAAACUGGAGACCCCAGUGGGAUAGAAACUGGGGUAGUAAAAAUGUUUACAGAAACAGAUCUAUUCAAUUUGCUAGAGAGUUGCAUCCAGAGUUGUCUGAAGCUGCAAUCAAGAGAUUAGCUAAGCAAGAAUAUGAAAAAGCUGGGAAGAGUUUCAUGAGAGAGACACUUUUAGUAGCUGAAAAUAUGCGACCAGAUGGAUAUUGGGGCUACUAUCUAUAUCCAGAUUGCUAUAAUUAUGAUUAUAAGAAAAAACCUGACCAAUACACAGGCAAAUGUCCAAAUAUUGAAAUUUCACGGAAUGAUCAACUACUUUGGCUUUGGAGAGACAGUACUGCCCUUUUCCCUUCUAUAUAUCUUGAAAUCAUAUUGAAAUCAAGUGCCAAUGCUUUGAAAUUUGUGCACCAUCGCCUUAAGGAAUCAAUGCGCAUUGCUUCCAUGGCUAGGAAAGAUUAUGCCUUGCCUGUUUUUGUAUAUGCCAGGCCAUUUUAUGCAUAUACCUUUGAACCUUUAACAGAGGAAGACUUGGUGACUACAAUUGGUGAAACAGCGGCCAUGGGGGCAGCAGGAAUGGUCUUUUGGGGAAGCAUGCAAUAUGCCAGUACCAUUGAAACCUGUCAAAAAGUGAAAGAGUACAUGAAUGGUCCAUUCGGACAUUAUAUCAUUAAUGUGACUUCUGCAGCCAAGAUUUGUAGCCAUGUCCUUUGCAAGAAAAAGGGAAGAUGUGUUCGUAAACAUAAUGAUUCAAAUGCCUUUUUGCACUUGUUUCCUGAAAGUUUUAGGAUCAUGGUGCAUGCCAAUGCAACAGAGAGGAAAGUGACUGUGAAAGGAAAACUGGAGUUGGAGAAUUUGAGGUACUUAAGAAAUAAAUUUAAGUGUCAGUGUUACCAACACUGGAAAGGACUAUAUUGUGAAGAUCAUUCUAUAAAAGAAGGAAAUUAAAUAUAAGGAAAUUAAA